Messenger RNA from Diorhabda carinulata, 2000 nucleotides. It is a transcript of the gene APC7, whose product is annotated as anaphase-promoting complex subunit 7. Gene Ontology annotation, molecular function: protein binding. The record is from RefSeq and is a predicted model, not a curated record. The transcript is spliced from 7 exons. NCBI's taxonomy places the organism in Eukaryota, Metazoa, Arthropoda, Insecta, Coleoptera, Chrysomelidae. Gene Ontology annotation, biological process: cell division. Bases 114 to 1832 code for a protein of 572 amino acids.
AGAAGAAGACGAAAAUGUAUACUUCACAUAACCUUAAUCUCAAAACAAACUAAAAUAAAAUAAAAAAUUAAUAGACUUUAAAAUAAGAAACUUGAAUUAAUCACAUUAAAAAUAUGGCAAAUACAAUUCUAAAUCAGCUACAAGCAUUGAAAGAUCAAGAGUUGCAUUCAAAUAUUUGCAAAGUGAGCGAUUUAGCAUUAACAUUAGCAGAACAAAAACCAGAUGUCUUUAAUUUAUCUACAAAGCUACAAAUUACACUUUACUAUUCAGAUGCAUGUUUUUUAACCCGCCAAUACAUACAAGCAGAAAGUUUAUAUAGGCAAGCUUUACAAAUGAGAAAGAAUUACAUUAUGAAAUCUAAAACCUCCAGCAAUAAAAUUGAAAAUCCCACAAACUUGAUGAGCGAUGUCGAUAUUAAAUAUCAAAUACAUUUAUGUUGCGUUGCAUUAAAGCAAAAAAAUGCAGCAUGCGAAAUUUUACAGAUGAUAUCUGCUAGACAUAGAACUCCAAAAGUAAACAUGGCAUUGGGAAAUAUUUAUAAAGAUCUGGGACAAGAGAGAGCUGCCAUAACAUGUUUUAAAGAAGUAUUGAGGGAGUGCCCACUAGCAUUGGAGGCAGUUGAGAAUCUACUUAAAUUAGGAUUGAAGGGUGUGGAAGUAAAUUCUUUAAUGAUACCUGUAUCAUCUGAAAUAAGUUGGUUGAGUAUGUGGAUAAAGGCACAAGCUCAGUUACAUUCAAAAGAUUUCAUUGGAGCCCUAAAAACAUAUAAAAGCAUGGAAGUUCAUGGGCUAUUAAAAGAUAACAUAUCUUUGUUGCUCAAUAUCGCCUAUUGUUAUCAUUAUUUGUGUGAAGAUGCUAAAGCUAUUUCUACAUUACAGAAGAUUUUACGGUUGGAUCCUAAUAUGAUUAUUGGAAGAGAUCUUCUAUCUACUUUAUUGGCAGCUUCUGGAACAAAAGAACAUAAUCGAGCUCUUGAAGCGUUAAUACCUUCGAUGGAUACAUCAUUAUGGAGUGCCGAACAUUGGGUUGUUUUAGGAAAUUAUAUGUACACAUUGAAAAAGUAUGACAAGGCAGCCUAUUUUGGACAGCAAGCUUGUUUACUCGAUAAAAGAAAUUUAGAAGCUCUACUAUUGAAGGCGAAUACCUUUCUACAAAUUAAGAAGUAUCAAGAUGCCUCCAAUCACUGUACAGAAGCUUUACAAUUAUGCAAUUUCAGAUAUGAUAUUCACAAAUGUGCAGUCGAAUCGUAUAUACAGAGUAAUAGGAUACGCGAGGCCGAAUCUGUAGCAGUAAAUGCUUGUAAGCAGAUGAAUUUUAGUGCCCAAGCAUAUUGUUUGCAUGCUUCAGUGUUAUUAAAAGACCCCAUGGCGGCAAGUAGAACAGUACGUAAAAUAUUAGAAAAGGCCGUAUCACAAGAUAAAACAGGCGCGACAAAUGCGUUACCGAUGCUAGUAGAAUUUCUCGAGGGAGAACAACAAUACGAACAAGCAUCUCAGCUAUUACUGAAACAUAUAGAAACGCAAAAACCGUCCUCGAGACUUCAUCAGUUACUAGGAGAUUGUUUCGUGAAUCUUCAGAAAGAUGACGAAGCAUUUCACCAUUAUACUACUGCUUUAAAAUUAGAUCCUACUAAUCAGAGAUCAACAGAAGGGCUGAAUAAUAUUGGUAGAAGUCUGUCGCUUAGUAAAAGAGAUAGUUAUUAUACUUGUGUAGCUGGUGAAACUUCGUACAAUUCCCAAGGCACCAAUUCGUCUGAUCAUGAAGUAGAUCCCGAGAGUGAUGCUGAUCCAUGGCCACGUGGUGAAGAUAUUGAAAGUUUUGAUGAAUGUUAGAUUAGGAUAUUAUUUAAUUAUGGAAAUUUGUAAAAAAUACUACUUUUUAUUAAACUAUUUUUUCUGUAUUAUUAAUAUAUUUUUCAAAAAAUUAUUAUACUUGUAUUGGAAUUGAACACUUUGCUUUGGAGACUAGGAGAAUUAAAAAAAAUAAGUUCUAUAAAAAAA